Messenger RNA from Saccostrea echinata, 642 nucleotides. Its product is annotated as craniofacial development protein 2-like. The record is from RefSeq and is a predicted model, not a curated record. NCBI's taxonomy places the organism in Eukaryota, Metazoa, Mollusca, Bivalvia, Ostreida, Ostreidae. The coding region runs from base 1 to 642 and encodes 213 amino acids. Gene Ontology annotation, cellular component: nucleus. The transcript has 2 exons. Gene Ontology annotation, biological process: chromatin remodeling.
AUGGGGCCACUGGUCAUCAGAUACUACGAUAAACAGCACAGCAGUGGUGUAGGCUUAAUACUCAGUAGGAAACUAGGGAAGUGCAUGUUAGGCUGGAAACGACUCAGCGACAGACUUCUUUCUGCACGAUUCCAUUUAAAAUAUGCUAAACUGACUGUUGUAGUCUGCUACUCACCUACAGAAGACAAAGACGAAGAAGAAAAGGAUUCCUUUUAUGAAGAACUGCAGAGAGCCAUAGAGGAGACACCAGUUCAUGAUGUACUACUCAUACUGGGUAAUGUCAAUGCAAAAGUUGUCACCAACAAUGAAGGAAAAGAAUCCAUAAUGGGAAAAUAUGGCUGUGGUGUGAUAAACAACAAUGGUAGUAGACUAGAAGAUUUCUGCCAAGAAAAUAAGUUAAUUAUUGGAGGUAAAAUUGAGAAAGAUAAAGAAAGGGGAAAUCGGUCAACUCAAGUGGAUGUAAGCAAACUCAAAGACCCCACAGUCAUGAAAUCAUUUCAGAUAGAGGUUAAAAACCGAUUGACCAUCAUAAAAAAUAAACAAGAACUCAGUAUUGAACAAUUCAACACCACACUUGUUGAAGCAGAAAACAUUGGGGUUGAAAAGGAAGAAGAAGGAAGAAUGCCAUUGGGUAUCAUCUAA